This is a messenger RNA of Cyprinodon tularosa, 555 nucleotides long. Its product is annotated as pro-neuregulin-4, membrane-bound isoform-like. The record is from RefSeq and is a predicted model, not a curated record. The coding region runs from base 149 to 478 and encodes 109 amino acids. NCBI's taxonomy places the organism in Eukaryota, Metazoa, Chordata, Actinopteri, Cyprinodontiformes, Cyprinodontidae. Gene Ontology annotation, biological process: positive regulation of mitotic nuclear division; epidermal growth factor receptor signaling pathway; positive regulation of cell population proliferation. The transcript has 5 exons.
CACUGCUGCAUUCUUUAAGCAAAAGCACACCCACAUGAGAAAACUGCACAGAGAUGCAGGUGCCACAAAGAUUUACCUCAAGGACCAGCAGCAGAGGAUUUCAUGAGCUGGUUUUCUGUUAGGAUAUACCACAGCUAAAGCACUUCAAAUGAUGGAAGAACACGGAAAGCUUUGUGAUCCACAAGAUGCAACCUAUUGCAUGAAUGGAGGGACAUGUUAUAAAAUGCCAUCUAUUGAUACGUUCUUCUGCCACUGCACGGGAAAUUACGCAGGAAGCAGAUGUGAGCAGUUAACGCUACAAUAUCAAUCUUUGGAUGAAAUGGAGAGAGGAUUAUUAGCAGCUGUGAUCAUCAUAGUCAUCCUCAUCUUGGUGGUGCUGGCUGUUGUCAUCUACUAUGUGCAAAAGAUGAUAAGACAAGGAAAAAUGACAGAACAAAAACGGAACAAGGGCCUCUUCAGAGUAACCUCGAACAUAUGAGCUUUCCUAAUGAUAUCUAUGUGUGUUUGUGUGUGUUUUAAAAUAAUAAAUAUAUUUUUUAAUUUUGUUACAGUUAA